AUGCCUGGCCGGGCCGGGCCGGAGGGCGGGCGGCUCUGCCUCGGCGAGCGGCCCCGGCCGCCGUUCUCGGGGAAGGGGAAGAAGAAGGGCUGUGGGUGCCGUGAGGCCCAGGCCGCGGGCCAAGGGCCCUUCCGCGCGGGGAGUGAGGCAGCCAGGGGCGCCUUCCUUCGCCCGCUGAUGUUUGGGAGUUUCCGCAGCAGCACGAGCGGAGUUUUUGGAGACUGAACGUUUCUCCUCUGUCCCCCUGGGACAAGGUGUGUGAAGCGGUUACCUCUGUAACGGCUCCCCCCUCCUCCCGCCGCCAGGUGUCAUUAACACAAUCGCCAAGUUAGCCAAGACCUGCACCCUGCGCCUUACUGUCAGCAAGCUGUAUUUCAUCCUCUCCGACAAAGUGGCGAACGGAGGCGUCAGUAUGUGGUGUGAGCUGUGCCAGAUGGAAGGAGUAGCUGCAGAGCACAAUGAAAUCUAUUUGGAGUUGGUGCCUGAGAACCUGUCAAGAGCAUUAAAAACUGCUCAGAGUGCUAAGGCAGUGAAGAUCAAGUUGACUAACAAACACUGUCCCUGUCUCAGAGUUGCUGUGGAGCUACCAUCCUUAUCGAGCAGCAGCAGGAUUGUGACACAUGAUAUUCCUGUGGGGGUUAUUCCUAGAAGAUUAUGGAAUGACUUCAGAGAGCCCAGUGUGCCAGACUUCGAUGUCAGUAUUUACCUUCCAGUGCUGAAAACAAUGAAGAGUGUUGUGGAGAGAAUGAAGAAUCUCAGCAAUUCCAUUGUGAUUGAAGCAAACUUGAAUGGAGAAAUGAACUUGAAAAUAGAAACUGACUUAGUAUCUGUAACGACCCAUUUUAAAGACUUGGGAAAUCCUCCCUGGACAUCAGAGGAUGGUUGUCAAAGUUCUGCUCAAGACAGAGAUCUGGAAAGCAUGGCUGAGGCACGCAUAGACAUCAAGAAGCUGCAGCAGCUGCUUGCUGGACAGCAGGUCAAUCCCACAAAAGCAUUGUGCAAUAUUGUAAGUAAAAGAAUUGUCCACUUCAUCUUGCUCCAUGAGGAUGUUUCACUUCAGUAUUUUAUUCCAGCACUUGCCUGAAUGAUUUGGAAUCUUGGUCAUUUUCCUACCUGAGGCCUUUUCCAUGACGUCCAAAAACUUUCAGGAGUUGCUGGAGUACUUGCAUCUGAUGCUGUUGGAUGCAGCCGUCAGAUGGACAUUAUUUUUAUAUUUAUGAAAUUACUCAAAAUACCUCCUCAUCCAGAAGGCCAUUUUUGUGAAGAGUUACAUACUAUGAAAGAGAGAUGCUGGGGAGUUGGCAUAUCUAUUACAGGAAGCAAAACUGAAAUUUGUAUGUGCUUUUGGGAUGCCUUGAGCUAUGGGGAAGGGAACAUAGCAUUUUUUUUCUCGUCGACAAGCAUCAAGGUAGAAUUGAUCUCUGGAGCUGCUGCUGGGUGUAUUCAGUAUUGGACAAUGCAGCUCCAAGUCAAGAGAUCUCCGAGCAAGCUGUCAUACCUCCAUGGAGCAGGAGAGCCCUCUGGAGAGUUGACAUAUUGGUGUUUGCCUGGGCAGGUAAGCGCAGCCCUCCUGGAGUGGUACUGGAUUGACUUCUCCAGCAGUGAUAUAUGUGGGCUUGAUGCUGCUGCAUGUUGUGACACAGAAAUGUGUCUGAGGCAGAGGAGCAUCCUGUGGCUGCUAGCAUGUAACAGGGUGUAACAGAUGCUAAGGAACACCAAAGGCUCAGCAGAGUCUGUUUGUACCUGGUUGUAUCUUUUGAUCUGACUUGCUCCAGCAUACCUCUGUAGUUCUGUUGGUGCUUGAACUGUGUUUCAUUCUUGCCCAGAGAGGACGAGUCUGAAUUACCUUGUUAAUGUGGGCACUGAAGGUCUCCAUCUGUGUACAGAAUGAAUAUCAUAUGAGGACAUGUAUGAACACGUAGAUUGGUGUGAACUGAAGGGCAAGUUAGCUGUGGAUUUUUUCCCUUUCUAGAUAGAAAGCAUUCAUUGUACAACCUGUGUCAUGGUGAGAUUGUAUCGAGGCUCUGAUGCUGAGCAGCCAAGAGCAUGACCAAGUUUUGCUGACAGUACUGCCCCUGUUUUACUUCCUGGUUAUCUUUUGAGGUCUUUUCCUCCUUAUUCCAUGUGCAAUUGUAUUUAUUAUCCAGCCAUGUUCCAUGUAGCCUUUGGUCUUCCACAGGGUUUUGAAUACCUUGUGAAACUUCUUGUUUUAGAAAUAGUGAGUGAGUCUUUGCUGCCAAAUGGGACUGGGAGUUUCUGCUAGACAGUAACUGUUGUCAUGGUCAGAAGUGAUGUUUUUUGGGUUGUGGGUUUUGUGGUUUGGUGUUUUUUUUUUUUUUUUCCAAGGGGCAUUCAGGUUAAGGGAGCAAUUAAACGUUCUGUUCUUGCAGAUGCAGAUAGUGAAGAGAAGGCUGAAGGAGAGGUAGUGGCCUGGGAAUGUUAUGCUUCUUUGCCUUCUUCCACCAUUUCUAUCAGACUAGCCAGAAAGGAUCUUCCAAAUCCUGUUAGUUUUCAUGGGCCGUUAUCCAGAAAAUCUGUGUAAGGUGAAUAGCUAUACACUAUGUUUCAGCAAUUAAUUGGUAAGAGGUAUGUGGUAAAUAGUCCUGGGUUUUCUCCUGAGGAGUGGGGAAAAACUGUCACAUUCUAUAGAGUGUGCACUAUAAAAGCAGGCUUCGAAGUCUUUGGAUUUUCUCUUUGGAAAAUGCGUUCUGUGUAACCUGAUGGAAAUGGCUUUUUCUAGUACAGCAUAAGAACUAGUAAUAAUGGCCUCUCAGCUAUGUGGGCUCCAUGACUGCUAUUUUUAAAAUGAGAUCAGAAGUUAUAAUUGCAAGACAAAUGUGUGUUGGUUGUUUUUUUUUUUUUUAAUAAAAAAUAAAUAAAAGUGGAGUAAUGCUGGUACAGGUUUGGAUUAUGCCAUGAGAUGUCCAUUUCAUAUUCUGGAGGGGAGGAGGCUAGACGGACCACCAGAGGUGAAGUCUCUCCAGCCCCAGUGCUUUCUUACCGUUCCCACCUAAAUAUAUAAGGAUACAGCUCAGCCCUUACAUCCAGUUGACACAUACGACACAUACAUGCUGAUCAGAGGGAAAAUAAUAUUUACUCAGGUUUAAACCUGCUGUCAUCUGUGAAUCCAGUUGUCAGAGCCCUGAGGACAAUACAGGGCCUUAAUGGCCCUAAGCAGCCUCAUUGGGGACCCCUACCCACCCCCUGUCCCUGGGCCCACAGAUCCUAUUUCAGCUCAGGCUGUGGCACAGUGUACUCCCCUAAGCCAUGUUGUAGGUGGGCCAGGGACCAGCCCUGUUCAUGAAUUGAUGUUUGGAUUUCCUGGAUUGGCUUCAGAUGGGAGCUGUUGCUGUCACCACCUGGUUCUGCGGGCCUGUGCCCCAGCUGUGGGGGUGCUGCCUAGCCUGCUUUGUGGCCACCCUCUGCUCCUGGCUCCUCCUCACCCCUGGAGCCACCUUGCUCUUGGUGCUCCCUCACACCAAGAAUGAGAAGUAUUUCUCAUUAACAGCCCUGGCUGGUUCCACAUGAUCAACCAAUUGUUUUAUGCUAGAAAAUUUUUGUUGUGGCUUAAGCUACCAAGACAAAACAGAGUUGUGAGCCGCUAAUCCAGUUUCUCUCCAGCACUUUGUUCUCCUAACACAUUACUGUUAUGGGAUGUUAGGAGUGGCCACUACAUCGAGCAGCUCUGGCCUAGGAUUCCCAAACAGCUGCUGGAGCCCAGCCUCAAAUACCUGGCUACCAGGGCUGUGUAUGGCCUGGGCUGAGGGAUGUAGCUGCUGCUUUCCACUUGCAGUUUCAACCAGCAGUGAAGCUGAGCUUGUGUCCCAGAGACAGACACACACAGGACGCUGACACAGCUGGU
Athene cunicularia (burrowing owl) is the source of this 3862-nucleotide messenger RNA. It is a transcript of the gene HUS1, whose product is annotated as HUS1 checkpoint clamp component. Gene Ontology annotation, cellular component: checkpoint clamp complex; nucleolus; site of double-strand break. Bases 413 to 1084 code for a protein of 223 amino acids. The transcript has 7 exons. Gene Ontology annotation, biological process: double-strand break repair via homologous recombination; telomere maintenance; mitotic DNA replication checkpoint signaling. NCBI's taxonomy places the organism in Eukaryota, Metazoa, Chordata, Aves, Strigiformes, Strigidae. The record is from RefSeq and is a predicted model, not a curated record.